AUGUGCCGCAGUAGACGAGUCAAGUGCGAUGAGGCUCUCCCAAUAUGUGACCGCUGCAGAAAGGGCAAUCGCGAUUGCGUUUAUCCUGACCCCCCAACUUCCAAGAGCUCCCAAUUCAGAGGCAGUAUAAAGUACAGUACAAAGCCAUUCACCGACGGUGGAAAUGGUGAUUCCGACCCAGGGGUUAAGCCCUUGGAGACAAUCGUGGACGAAGAUGAAGGAGAAGAUGUAUCGCCCAGUGCGGGCUCUGAUUCCACAUGGUCAGGAACCAAGACGAUCAGCUCCUCCGGUCAUAAACUCUCCCGGAACGCAAGUUCUGAGAGCAUGUCACAAGACAACAUUAGGAAAUCUCCUCCUUCUGUUCCUACCCUUUGCGGCACAGAUGCAGCCGCGUCUCCCGAUUCGUACUAUCCGAUGGGAGGACGGGCUGAUUGGUCGCACCUUGCACCGGACUAUCAGCACCAUCUCAAUUACUUUGCGGAAAACAUUACGAAUUUUCACUACAGCAUCACCUACGACGAAGACAAUUUUUUCGGCAGGAUUUUGCCAUUUCUCGCGGUGCAGCACGAGCCGUUGCUCAAUGCCUUGGUCGGGUUCACUUCGUAUCAUGCUGCGCUGCAAAACCCAGACGGCAAGCUUCAAGGCUUCUUGACGUAUUACAACAGAAGCGUCACUUUGCUUCUUGAAUCAUUGACCAAGAAGGAGAUGAAUAACGUGCUGAAUCUCGUGACUAUUCUCCAGCUAUUAACCAUUGAAGAAUAUCUUGGCGACUGGGUCAAUCUGAUGGGCCAUCAAAAAGCAGCCUUUCAGGUAAUUCGAAAAAUUUUCACGCCCGUCACGGUGAUGCAAACAGCGGUUGGAAGAGCAUGCAUUAACUGGUACACGCGGUACGACUGCUUUGUUGCUAUCCAGGGCGGGUUCCCAACGGAUCUACCAAAGGCGUGGUUCAAUCUCAUGAACGAGCACUACAAGUCGCGAAUGGAUGCCGACGUUGAUGAUAUUUCGUCGAAAAUAAGUCUCAGAUCAACCCGGUUACGUUCGAUAUCGUACGACAUGUCUAUAUUGUAUGCGCGUGGCAGCCGUGGACAGAUUACCUCGGAGGAUUUCGCUCGGGAGCACUCCAAGAUCACUGACAAGCUCUUCCAAUGGAAGACGACGUGGGACAAGGUUCUUGCGGACCCUGAUUAUCUUGUUACGGACUUUCCGUACAUCAAGGAGCCGGAUCCGGAUGAUAUCGUGAAUCCCUACACGACGGGUCUGCUGUACCACGGCUUGUUCUUCACCACCACUCUGAUACACACGGAGUGGGCAUCCACAAUGUUGAUGCAUCUAUCACAAUCACCUGAUAUGCCAUCCGAGAAAGUCUUCGCUGAAAUGGCGGCACACGCGUACACAGUCUGUCAAGCCUUUGGGGCUGUGGAAUCAUGGCCCCUCAAGCCAAAGGGGGCCCUCAUUCCAUUCAUGUGCUGCAUCUCCAUUGCGUCCGUCUUCUUGCCGCAAACUCCACGCAACCACAUGUGGAUUCGUCGCAAAUUUGCUCUCUUGGAGAACAUGGGAUUCAUCCAACCGACUGAACGCCGAUUGAAACUGGCAGUACUUUUCCGUGAUCCAAGUUGUGCUCACUGGUGGCUACCAAACGAGGAAGGGCUAACUCCCGUUUUACGAGCCAUCAAACUGUUUGCUGAUGAGAGAAACGCAGCAGCCGUGAAUGCGCAGCAUGAAAACAUUCGAGAAGUGCGACACGUGUUUGCCAAAUUGGAGACUGCUGAGCUUGCUUUUCAACAAGCCCAGCGCGACAGAGUACCCUGA
Messenger RNA from Ustilaginoidea virens, 1809 nucleotides. RefSeq lists its product as uncharacterized. The record is from RefSeq and is a predicted model, not a curated record. The transcript is spliced from 5 exons. Gene Ontology annotation, biological process: positive regulation of transcription by RNA polymerase II. Gene Ontology annotation, molecular function: zinc ion binding; transcription cis-regulatory region binding; DNA-binding transcription factor activity, RNA polymerase II-specific. Lineage: Eukaryota; Fungi; Ascomycota; Sordariomycetes; Hypocreales; Clavicipitaceae. The coding region runs from base 1 to 1809 and encodes 602 amino acids. Gene Ontology annotation, cellular component: nucleus.